Messenger RNA from Drosophila subpulchrella, 652 nucleotides. Its product is annotated as integrator complex subunit 3 homolog. The record is from RefSeq and is a predicted model, not a curated record. The coding region runs from base 264 to 566 and encodes 100 amino acids. Lineage: Eukaryota; Metazoa; Arthropoda; Insecta; Diptera; Drosophilidae. The transcript is spliced from 5 exons.
AUAUAAAAAAUCUCCUGAUUUUUUAUUCGGGCGAAGAACGACUCAUAUUCUGGUGUCAACGGUAUGAAGAAAAGCUCUCUGAAAUCAUUGCGUCUUUGCUUACAUCCAAAUAUCCAAGUUCGUCUCCUAACAAAAGAAAACGACCAUCUAAGGGGACUUCCAUCACGAAUAGUUCUCCUUCUGCUGAUCAAGUAUUAAGUCAUCUGGAGCAUUAUAGAAGAAGUUGCAGGCAUGGUACUGGUACUGGACUUUACGUUCAUGAUAUGAUGCAAAGAGCCCUGCAAUCAGCAUAUUCUCACAGUAACGAGGGCACAAAGAAACAAUAUAGCGAUCUUUUUGCUCUGGCGGCUGAAGACGACACAACAGCUGUUGGCCGACGUGGAGGAAGUGGUCGUGGCCGGAAGCAAGUAGUCAAUAAAAAGGAUUCCAGCAAUCAUAGCUCGUCAAGUAAAAAGAAUACCAAAAUUGUUAAAACAAUAUAUUCCUCCGAUGAAAAUUCUAGCGAGGAGGAUUGGUCCAAACCUAAAAUGACGCAAGCGGCUAAGAGAAAAAAAAAAUAUAAAUGAUUCUGACUGACAAUUACAAUCUCAUUAUCUAAUGUGUUGUUGCGCCGAACAAAAUUAAUUAAAAACAGAACGGAUAUUCUUAAAAU